Molecule: messenger RNA, 3344 nt
Organism: Pristis pectinata (smalltooth sawfish)
Lineage: Eukaryota; Metazoa; Chordata; Chondrichthyes; Rhinopristiformes; Pristidae
Gene: dcaf6
Product: ddb1 and cul4 associated factor 6
Exons: 20
Coding region: 200-2968 (922 amino acids)
Biological process (GO): positive regulation of transcription by RNA polymerase II
Cellular component (GO): Cul4-RING E3 ubiquitin ligase complex; cytoplasm
Molecular function (GO): protein binding
Source: RefSeq, a predicted model, not a curated record
AGGCAGACGGCCAACGAUUCGCUUUGAGUUGACAUGACGGUGAUCGCUAUCAUGAAAAUAACGACGUGAAAACAUUUCCCGCUAGUUCGGCAGGGGCUUGUUUUAUUGUGCCUGUAACUUCUACGUUGGUAUCUAUCGAGUGGACAAUGACGGAGGCUUGGAGCGGUUAAUAGAUUGUAAUAACUACAGGAGAGGCAGGAUGUCACGUCCCACAAACCUGGUGUGGGAUGUGAGGAAGCGCUCGCUGGGGCUGGAGGAUCCCCGGCUAAUUCGCUUGUCCUAUUUAGGAAGAAGAGAAUUUAUCCAAAGACUAAAACUUGAAGCUAAAUUGAAUGUACAUGAUGGUUGUGUAAAUACAAUUUGCUGGAAUGAUACAGGAGAGUAUAUUCUAUCAGGAUCCGACGACACCAACCUAGUGAUUACUAAUCCAUACAGUAGAAAGAUUCUUUCAACUAUUCGUUCGGGUCAUCGAGCAAACAUUUUUAGUGCAAAAUUUCUUCCACACACCAGUGACAAACAGAUUAUUUCCUGCUCAGGAGAUGGUGUCAUAUUUUAUACAAACACAGAGAGAGAUGCAGAAGCAAAUCGACAGUGCCAGUUUAACUGCCACUACGGAACAGCUUAUGAGAUCAUGACUGUACCAAAUGAUCCUUAUACUUUUCUAUCAUGUGGUGAAGAUGGUACUGUAAGGUGGUUUGAUGUGAGAGCGAAGACGAACUGUACAAAAGAAGAUUGCAAAGAUGAUAUUUUAAUAAACUGUCGCCGUGCUGCUACUUCAAUCGCUAUCUGCCCUUUGAUGCCAUACUACUUAUCUGUUGGUUGCUCGGAUAGCUCUGUGAGGAUAUAUGAUCGAAGGAUGCUUGGCACAAGGGCUACAGGUAGUUACAAUGCUCGAGCAACUACUGGAAUGUGUGCAAGAUUUGUACCCCCACAUCUUACCAAUAAGUCUUGUCGAGUUACAUCCCUCUGUUACAGUAAUGAUGGGCAGGAAAUACUUGUUAGUUAUUCCUCAGACUAUAUUUACCUUUUUGAUCCCAAUGAUGAUCAGGGACGAGAACUUAAGCUCCCUUCAACGGAUGAGAGAAGAGAACCAGAGAUCCGGCAACCACCUGUUAAACGACUCAGGCUUCGAGGGGAUUGGUCUGAUACUGGGCCAAGGGCUAGACCAGAGAGUGAGCGAGAACGUGAUGGAGAACAAAGUCCUAAUGUGUCACUCAUGCAACGCAUGUCAGAUAUGUUAUCCAGGUGGUUUGAAGAAGCUAGUGAAAAUGCCCAAAGCAACUUAAGAGGAAGGGGAAGAUCAAGAUCCCGAGGAAACAUUGUUAGGUCAGAAGCAACAGACUCAAACAUGCCAACUGCUCAAGAAGAAACUGGAGAAGGUACCAUGGAGGUUGAUUCUCCAGCUGAUCAGCUGCCACAGUCUUCAUCAUCAUCCACAGUUUCAGCUCAGGCUCCAUCAACAUCAUCCUCAACUGCUGGUUCCUGUUCCACUUCUCUCCUGUCUUCACCUGAUGGUGAACACAAGCGCCCACCUCAAUCAGCAGACAACCCUCCACAAUCAGAUUCCCCUUCUUCUGUGGUAAACAAACAACUUGGAUCCAUGUCACUUGAUGAGCAACAGGGUGGCAGUACAGAUAGUUCGAGUAUCAGAACAUCAGGCGCUGAACCAGUUCUAAGUUUGCAUUAUAGUACAGAGGGAACCACUGCCAGCACAAUCAAGCUAGACUUUACUGAUGAAUGGAACAAUUCAGCUUCAACUUCUAGGGGAACUGGAAUUCAAAGCAAGCAAAGCAGUCGGGAAGAAUCUCAGCAAAUGCAAACCCCUGAAGAGCACUUAGAAGAAAAAAUGAAUACAAGCGUUUCAGCACCUGAACCAUCUGAACAGUCAGGUAAAAGAAUAUGCAAAGUCAGGCAUGUGGAGGUUGAUGAAGCCAAUAAAGAAGGGAGUACAACAGAAGAAGCCAUUAAAGAAGGGAGUACAACAGAAGAAGCCAAUAAAGAAGGGAGUACAACAGAAGAAGCCAAUAAAGAAGGGAGUACAACAGAAGAAGCCAAUAAAGAAGGGAGUACAACAGAAGAAGCCAAUAAAGAAGGGAGUACAACAGAAGAAACCAAGGACAGUGUAAUAGAUUACAGCUGCCAGUCUGCACCAGCAGGCUUAGGUGAGGGAAGCCCUCAACAACAAGAAGUGUCUUGCCAAAGUACAGAAACUACUGAGAGCUGCAAUAGAGUGACUGAAUCCACACAACAGUCAGAACCAAUAAAGUUGGGUAAUCAGGAUGAGCCUACUAGAACAUCUGCCAGUCGCGAAACUGAUGACAGUGACGAUGAUCCUGUUUUAUUUCCAUCUUCCCGGUUUAGAGCAGGACCAGGACACAGAUUUACUUUCAGAGGAAUGGCAGUGGGUGAUAGAAUGAGACGCACUGCAGCUGCCCGUAUUCAGGAGUUGUUCAGGAGGAGGAAAGAAAAGAAGGAAAUGGAAGAAUUAGAGACUCAAAACAUAAGAAAACCUACAAUAAAAAUGGUAUACAAGGGCCACCGUAACUCAAGAACGAUGAUCAAAGAAGCCAACUUCUGGGGUAGUUAUUAUGUAAUUAGUGGCUCAGACUGUGGUCACAUAUUCAUCUGGGAUCGUCAGACAGCUGAGUUGCUGAUGUUAUUGGAAGCUGACAACCAUGUGGUGAACUGCCUGCAGCCUCAUCCUUUUGAUCCAAUUCUGGCAUCCUCUGGUAUAGAUUAUGAUGUCAAGAUUUGGACACCACUGGAAGGAAUACCAGCCUUUGACAGAAAACUUGCAGAUGAGGUGAUCAGUCGCAAUGAAUUGAUGUUGGAGGAGACCAGAAACACAAUCACAGUUCCAGCUUCAUUCAUGCUAAGAAUGUUGGCUUCACUCAAUCAUAUUAGAACAGAUCGGUUGGAAGGUGACCGUUCAGAAGGCUCUGGUCAAGAGAAUGAAGAUGAUGAAUAAUUAAUUAUCCAGAUUCAAAAAAGAGCAUCAAGAAAUUUGUAUUACAGAAAAUUUAGUAUAUUUUCCCUACAAAGCCUUAGUGUUAUUUUAGUUCCUUUUCUGGAAAAAAAGGGUACAUUUAAUAUGAAUAUUUCUUUGUGCAAAAUGUGUGCAUGAAUUAGGAUGAGAAAGGUGGGAAAGAAUAAGUAAGUUGCUUUUAAUUAUUAUGUUCUGUGGAUGAGAUGCUUGGAGGUUUCAAGUGCAAUAUUCUCUAAUGUGCAACUGUAUGUGCUUGGAUCAGUGCUUUGAGUGUGAAGAUUAAAAAAACACUAGUAAGAGGGUUAAGAUGAAACCUUUCUAAACCUGCUGUUAUGCAUGUACACUGAGGGGUGGGGGG